Plasmodium malariae is the source of this 954-nucleotide messenger RNA. RefSeq names its product iron-sulfur subunit of succinate dehydrogenase, putative. NCBI's taxonomy places the organism in Eukaryota, Apicomplexa, Aconoidasida, Haemosporida, Plasmodiidae. The record is from RefSeq and is a predicted model, not a curated record. Gene Ontology annotation, biological process: respiratory electron transport chain; tricarboxylic acid cycle; aerobic respiration. The transcript has a single exon. The coding region runs from base 1 to 954 and encodes 317 amino acids. Gene Ontology annotation, molecular function: 2 iron, 2 sulfur cluster binding; electron transfer activity.
AUGGUAAAAAAAAAUGAGUUGAGAUUUACUAUGAACGUAUUACAUUACAAAUCAUGGUAUUUAUAUAAUAAAGUAGGGUUUUUUUCAAGUGUAAAGUCCCCAUUAAUUAAUGAGUCUAUAAUUAAUAAUGAAUCAUUAAAGAAUGAGUCAGAACAAACAACGAAAAAUAAGGAACAAAAUCAGCUAAAAAAAUUUUCCAUAUUUAGAUAUAAUCCUCAAAGUAAUAAUAAGAGACCAAAAAUGCAAACGUUUGAAGUAGAUAUCGAUAAUUGUGGGCCAAUGGUUUUAGACGUAUUAAUAAAAAUAAAAGAUGAAAUAGAUUCUACUUUGUCUUUUAGGAGGAGUUGUCGAGAAGGUAUAUGUGGUAGUUGUGCUAUGAACAUUAAUGGAAAAAAUGGAUUAGCUUGCUUAACAGAAGUAAAUAAAAACAAAAAAGAGGUUACAGAAAUACAUCCCUUACCAAACUUAUACAUUAUGAAGGAUUUAGUGCCAGAUUUAACUAAUUUUUACAAUCAGUAUAAAUCUAUUGAUCCAUGGUUAAAAAGAAAAACGAAAAAAGAAAAGGGACAAAAAGAAUUUUAUCAGUCUAUUGAAGAUAGAAAGAAAUUAGAUGGUUUAUAUGAAUGUAUUAUGUGUGCUUCUUGUUCUACUUCAUGCCCAUCGUAUUGGUGGAAUCCCGAAUAUUAUUUAGGACCUGCUACAUUAAUGCAAGCUUAUCGAUGGAUUGUCGAUAGUAGAGAUGAAUACACAGAUGAACGUUUAAUGGAAGUUAAUGAUACAAUGAAAUUGUAUAGGUGUCAUGGAAUUAUGAACUGUUCAUUAUGUUGUCCUAAAGGCUUAGACCCAGCCAAAGCCAUAAGAAAUAUGAAGGAAUUAGUUCAGCAAAAAUUUUCGGAGGAAAAUAUAAAAUCACACUCCAUUUAUGUGAGGGAGAAAAUGGGAAAAACCAGUUAG